Geodia barretti is the source of this 720-nucleotide messenger RNA. NCBI's taxonomy places the organism in Eukaryota, Metazoa, Porifera, Demospongiae, Tetractinellida, Geodiidae. The record is from the annotation of a GenBank genome assembly.
AUGAAACGGGCAGAAUUUCCGCUGGAGCAACGGCGAGGCCUCUACCGGGCCAUCUACGAGAGGCGGGACAUCCGGUUGUUCCGCGACGAUCCGGUGCCACCUGAGACGCUGGCCCGCAUCGUCAGGGCCGCCCACCAUGGACCGUCGGUGGGUUUCAUGCAACCCUGGGACUUCAUUAUGGUGAGCGAUGUCGAGACUCGGGGCCGGGUCAAGGAUCUUUUCGUGAGAGAGCGUCAGGCUGCCGCCCAGUUCUUCGACGACGCCCGACGCGACCAGUACCUUUCGCUUAAAUUGGAAGGAAUCCUGGAGGCUCCGGUAAAUCUGUGCAUAACCUGUGAUCCCGUCAGGGGUGAGGAGGUGCUGGGGCGCAACUCAAUGCCGGAAACUGAUGUCUAUUCCACCUGCUGCGCUGUGGAGAACCUGUGGCUGGCGGCGAGGGCCGAGGGGGUUGGUGUGGGCUGGGUCAGCAUCCUGAAGCUUCCGCAACUCCGCCGGAUACUGGGCAUACCGCCCCAUGUCGUCCCGGUGGCCUACUUGUGCCUGGGUUAUCCCGUGGAGUUUCCCGCCGCGCCGGUGCUCCAGUCCACUGGCUGGCGCGACCGCCUGCCGCUGGAUGAACUGGUGCAUUACGAUGGCUGGGGGAAGCAGCCCGCGCAAGGCUACUGGGAGGAAGUGCAGGAGGCCCUUGGCGCCGAUGUCGACCCGUGCAACGGCGAUUAG